AGGAGGAUAGGGGAGGGUCUGCCGGAGAGGAAUGGUGUUGAUUAGGGUUACUGAAGAGUGCUGCGAUCAUAUUACAGAGAAGGGGGAACAUUGCCCGUAAUGGCACACUGAAAGCACACAACCAGGGGCAGAGGAGCUGCCACAUUGGAUUUUUAUUCGUGAUGAUUUCGCUUUCCAGCUAGUUAGCUUUUAUUUAGAGUGAAAUCUUAAUAAAAAAAAAGAUCCCCCCGAGGAGAAGCAAACAGAAUAAAAUGUUUCAGAAAGGAUCUGCGGUAACACCCGGACACACCGAGAGUGAAAAGAAAGUGGUUUCUGUUUAUCUUACGGCCGAAUCCUCGUUGUUAAAACUAUAGGCACGCCUGGUGGAAACACGUUAUUGUCUCGGUUACCAUUGCAAGGACUGGUUGCAGUUUUGAUGCCGAAAACUCGGAUAACAUUGGUACAGGAGCAGCAUAGCGGUAGUGGAAAAGGCACCACCAUUACGGUAUGAUUUCAACAGCUGCAGCUCGGAUUACUCCUAACGUUACUUCUUAGCUAGAAAUUAUGUUUCUCUCAACUGGAGCAACUCCGUGUGCCCCUUCCGAAAAAACAACGAGGAUUUGGUUUGUAAUGAUUUGUUGUACUUAAAAAGGCUGAAAUCGUACAUUGUACCCCAGCGACCAGUACUGUCACCGGGGACAAAGAAAUCUCCGUUUUUUCCUGGAUGUUGCCCCGGUUUAUCCUCUCCGUGCUCGUAGUUUCCAGCCUCCCAAACAGCGAUCAUGUUUGCAGUCCGCAUCGUCACCGCAGACUACUACAUGGCGAGUCCCAUCAAAGACUUGGACGUCUGCUAUUCUGAAUUCAGAGAGAGCGAUGCCAAGAGGGUGCCAGUGGUUCGGAUCUUCGGGGCGACCCCGGCAGGUCAGAAGACAUGCCUCCACCUGCACGGCAUCUUCCCCUACGUCUACGUCCCCUAUGACGGCUACGGGCAUCAGCCGGAACGCUACCUGCGGCAGGUGGCCUUCAGCAUUGACCGCGCCCUCAACGUGUCCAUGGGAAACCCCUCCUCCAGCACGCAGCACGUCUUCAAGGUCGCGCUGGUGUCUGGGAUGCCUUUCUAUGGAUACCACGCCAAAGAGAAGCAGUUCAUGAAGAUCUAUCUCUACAAUCCUCAGAUGGUGAAAAGGGUCUGUGAGCUACUGCAGGGAGGAGCCGUCAUGAACAAGAGCUACCAGCCCCACGAGGCCCACAUCCCCUUCCUGCUCCAGCUCUUCAUCGACUACAACCUGUACGGCAUGAACCUGGUCAACCUGGGUGCCGUCAAGUUCCGCAGGGCCCGGCGGAAAGAGGAGACUUCGCCCUCACCGUCCUCCUCGGCCCAGGACCGGCCGGGACCCUCCAGCAGGGCAAGCGGCAGCCUGUGGAAGAGCCCCUGCACCUCCAAACUGUCCGACUCCACGCUGGGUGGCACGUUCGUCCGCUGGGAGGAGGAGGCCAUCCCCUGCUCGCUGGUCCUGGAGGAGGUGGAGAAGCUGAGCAUGUGUGAGCUGGAGGUGGACGCAGUGGCUGCAGACAUCCUCAACCGCCUGGAGAUCGAGACUCAGAUCGGGAGGAACCCCGGUCUGCAGGCCAUCUGGGAGGACGAGAAACAGAGGCGCCGGGAGAAGAACGAGUCGUCACAGAUCGACCCCCCAGAGUCGCAGGAUCGCGGGUUUGUCACCACCGCGGAGAGCGAGAGAGCCUUCCUGAAGAGAUUCAAGGAAAUCCUGAAGGAAAAUGAAUUCUCCUUGACGCAGUCGGGGACCAUGGGCGACGGCGACGAUUCAGAGCUGUUUCCCGUGGAGCUGUCGCUGCACCCCGACGUGCUGACCCCCGAGGCCCUGCACUGCACCCCCGCCAACCUGGUGGAGGUGCACAAGGACGUGCCGACAGACACUAAGAGGCCCGGCGGUAAGGACUCCGAGGUGGCGAUCGUGGACGAGGAGGCCAUCCUGAGCCUGCUGGAGAGCAGCCAGACCUUCCAUCCGCUGUCCCAGAGAAUCGCCCAGUCCUCCAUACUAGACGGCAGUCAGGACCACGCUAUGGUGGACCUGCUGGCGGGGCUGGAGGAUGACGGCUACCAGGCUGACCUGCCCAGGAACUCCUCACAGCAGCAGCUGUCGGGAAGCGUAAGCUGCCUCUACAACAGCGACGAGGAGGAGGCCGUCCCCGAGCUGGAGAGGCAGGACACCGAGCUCAGCCUGGUGAUGUCACAGAGAUGGGACAGCGACAUUCCGGAACACGCGCCUCGGCAGAGGCUGUCGACGAAGGACAUGAACGACAGCUCCAGCGAGGAGCAGCCCAACUCGUCAGACGAGGAGAUGGAAUGGAGCGGCAACAACUCCCUCUUUGCCAGCCUGUCCAUCCCCCAGCUGGAUGGGGCUGCCGAUGAGAACAGCGAUUCAUCGUUGACUGACAAAGGCCCCAGGACUCACUCAUCCCUGACGGUCACCGACAAGAUCCUGGGGAAACGGAACCCCUUCCCAAGCGAAACGGUCCACUUGGAGCCGCCGUCGUCAGCCAAAGUCCUGCUGGAGUGCAAGCACCCGGAGCACCGACAGGCCCUCUCCCUGGACACCGAAGAGACAACGGACAAGCACUUCCUGUCCAAAGGCUCUAUCAGCCAGGACAGCAAGGCUGACUCCGCCGGGCUCAAGAUGAACAAAGACAGUCCUUACAUCCAGCCAGUUAAACACCCGAUUCCCUGCAGCAUGGCAAACAAGACUGACAUCUCCCAAAUGGGCGCUGACAAAAUGGACGUGCACCCCCUCUACACCUAUGAAAAGAAAACAAUCUCCCUCAACAAUUCCGACCAGGAUGGCUUGCCCUUUGGAAAUGGAAAAAUUACACAAAGCAGGAAGAAGUACAGCAGUAUUAAAAAUGUGGAAAAGAAUCGCCUGUCCAUUCUGCAGAAUCACAGAAGUUUUUCCCUCUGUUACUCCGAGCUGAGGAAUUGUCCCACUAAGGCGGAGCUGGAGCUGGCUCAAAAAGAGGGCAAAAGCCCCUUGCAAAGAAACCUGAAUCCAACACCGAGUCCCAUGGAGGAGGACGAUCCCAUGGCCCCUCAGGAAGGAGAAACGGGGAGGAGCAGCGAGGAGGGUGACGUGGGAGAGCUGAAGAUCAGGUACGAGGACUACCAGGAGAACAAGACCGAGAGGACGAUUGUUGCCCAGCAGGAGGCUCACUACAAGUUCUUCCCCAGCGUGAUCCUGUCCAAUUGCCUCAACCGGCCCGCCAAAAAGUGCGUGGGCAGCAAGCCGACCGAUGGCGGCGGCAAGCUCGAUCAGGAGAAACGGAGGUCCAGGCUGAAGCUGAGCAAAAAGAAGGUCGGCACACCCAGCCAAAGGUCCAAGGCAAGCGCCGUGGAGAGUGUAGGCUCUGAGGGCCAGGAGGGUGCGGCCUACACGUCCCUGAAGCCUGUCUGUGAGAAGGGGCAGGAGAAGGAAAGAACAGAGACGGGACCUUCAGAACCGCCUCCGGAUGUCCCUCGCGCUUGUGGUCCCGCUGAGGCGUCCGUUGAAGAGAGGCUCGCACCCCCCGCUUACCCCCCUCCCAGGGUAGGGCACUCCAAGCCGUCGGGCCCUCACGGCAGCAAAUACACGCUGAGGGCCAAGCGCAAGAUGAGCUACGACAGCGAGGAAGGGGAGGCUUCGGGGGGUUCCCACCACAACAAGCCCUCCCUCGCCGCGAGAGAUGGCUUCGCUCUCGGCGGCCACGACUACAAGUAUCAGAAACGGCGGAAGAUGUCAAAAAAGGAGCCUCCCAUCAUCAUCAAGUACAUCAUCAUCAACAGGUUCAAAGGUCAGAAGAACAUGCUGGUGAAGAUGGCCAAGGUGAGCGCGGACGAACGGCGGGUGACGUUGACGCCAGACAGACUGGAGCAUUACAGAAAGCUCGCUCCGCUCAAGGACUUUUGGCCCAAAGUGCCGGAGUCCACCGCUGUCAAAUACCCGUUGUGUGAGCCGAAGGCUAAGAGGCACCCUAAACGUAAAGCUAAGGUCAACUCUGCAUCAAAGAAAACAGUCAGCAGUCCUCCUAAAGCUAAAGGCAGGCAGGGGUUUAGGAUAAAAAGGACUAAAGGCGGUAAAAAGCCAUUGACUUUGCCUACCUUGCCUCUUCCAUCACCUUGUUACAAUGACCACACUGAUGAUUAUGCCUCCGAAUACACCGAUGUGAUGGUUGAGCUAGGUUAUUUAUCUGACACAGCUCCCAGCCCCGUGGAUUCAACGCCACCAAGGUGCUGGUCUCCUAGCGCCCCCCAGAUGGACACAACCCCUGCCGAGCAGUUGAUAAACCCUCUGAAUGACCCGUGUCUUAGCUCUGCGUGUCAGGAGGCUACCACAGAGUCAUUAGGUAAAGGGGUUCGCAACAGAGGUCGUGCAACCAGAUCCAGAAAAGUGGCAUCAACAAGCCCAAAAAGACGGUGCAAAGCUGCAACUAAGAGUUUGGAGGAGGGGCCUCCUAAGAAGGAGACGGUUAAAAGGAAAACCAGUGGCGGGACACAGAGGAGGAAAAAGAAAGAUCUGGAGACUACACAAGACUCAAGCCAAGAUAAAGUACAGGAAUUGCCUAAAAAGACCAGGAAGCCUCGCAAGAAGAAGCAACCAGCCCAGGUGCCCAGUGAGCCACUCCCAAAGGAGGACCGCUCCCUGCCCCUGUUCCCUGAGGAAGACCUGCCUCCUACAGGAGAAUCCUCACCUGAAGACCUCCCUCCCUUUCAACAGCCGGUGUCUGACACAGAAGGCAAAGAUGAUGUUGGCUCACAGGGUGACACAGGGUCCAAAAGCCAGCCCUUGGCUGCUGAUAUUGAGCCAAAGCCAGAGACAUGUAAGAUCGCCAUCUCUGAGAUGAGUCCGAGUCCUUGUGAUAAACUUGGUGUGAAAAGGCAGCCUGACCCACUUCAAGGUGGUGACUUGUGCAGUUCUGAUGACCCCACUCCAGCCACCAGUUCUGUGGGGACGUUGGAUGUCGGGAAAUCCCAAACCAGUUGCUCAUCGUCUUCUGUGAACAACAUUGGCCUCCCAUGCUCUGUGAUCACGUAUAGUAGGUCCUGCUCUAACGCACAGUCUCGGAGGUCAAAUGCUGGGUCGCAGCGGGGGUACUGCAAACCUGCAAAGCCUGUCGAAUUCAAGACUGAGACCCCAGAUCCGAUCCCUGUGAGUGCUGAAGAGAACCAGACGUCCGCACAGCCCUUGGAGGUAAAGGCAGCAAAGACUAAACGGCGUACAUCAAAGAAGAAAGAAAAAGAGGAUGUAGCAACCUCACAGUCCAUGCCUCUUAAGGUCAAGCUCUCACCUAAACCCAAAGCAGAAGACAUUGAAGGAACUGCCAAAGAUUGCUCACCUCAGCCAGCCCCCAGGAAUGGGGAAAGACUGCCGCUUCCUGAGACGCCUUCAGGACUUGCCGUCCUAAAAGAGCUCCUGCAGAAAAGGCAGCAGAAGGUGUCUGAAGGAGCAGCGGCAUCUGAGGGCACACCUGCUGCAGUUGUGCCAAUCAGCAGUGCUCCAGACCCUGCCAGCAAGCCCACAAAAGCCAAAAGAGCCCCUUCCUCCACCCCACGUAAGCCCAGGACCCCCAAGACGCAGGCCCCAAAGGAGAAGAAGCCUAGAAGCAGAAAGGGGAAAAACGCAAAGCAAGAGGAGCAGGUGAAGCUGGAGCCUCCCCAUUCAGACGACAGCCCGGUGUUUCUCUCCGACCCCGGUUUCGACAGCUGUUACUCGAUCGAGGACAGUUUGUCCCCUGAGCUUCCGCACAACUACAACUUCGACAUCAAUGCCGUGGGCCAGACGGAGUUCUGCGGUCUCUACUCGGGCAGCCAGUUUGUGCUGGCUGACAAGAACCUGCCCCAGAAGUUCCUGAGUGAUGUGAUCCAGGAGCCGGUCCCGUCGCUAGCCCGAGGAUUGGACCACACCCCUGAGCGGGUCCCGGGGGUUGGAGAGGAGGUUCAGCGCGGGGCUGAGUGGCACAGGGUGGGCCCCCUCAGCCCAGACCUCUUUGACAAAUCCUCGGCAGAAGCCAGGGAGGGAUUACCGACUCACCUGUCAGCAUCUCUGCUGGACUCAGAGAGUGGCCAAGAGCUGGCUGCGGCCAGGAUUAUGAGGAGCAGAGAGUGGGGGUCCUCCCUAGGCAAGGGGCACAGCCUUAGCCACUUCCAGGGUUUUCACUGUGAGAGGAGAGACCUGCUGUUCUCCUUCGACCCUUUUCUGCCGCUGCCAUUGAACUCGGCAUCGUUCACCGACAUCCUUGGGUCUCCUGCCGUGGAUCUCAUGGAAGGGAAUGAUGCGUUAACCACGACGACACCCAGCAGCUCUCCGAGGUCCGUCAGCUCGCUGUCACAGGUUAAGAUGGGCAGCCAGUCCCAGAGGGGCGUGGGGGGCGCCCAUAUCCUGAAGCCCCUCAUGUCCCCUCCCAGCCGGGAUGAGAUCCUCUCCACCCUGUUGGAUCUGGACCUCGCGGAAGCCACCUAUCAGGAGCCCUUCUGCAGUGAUCCCUCUGAUGCUCCAGGAAAACCGAGGGAGAUCGGCGGGCGCAAGCUGGUGGUGGAGACGCGGCUGGCGAAGGAGCUGGCGGAGUUCAGCGGCGAUUUCACGCUCGAGGGCCUGCAGUUCUGGAAGACGGCCUUCUCCGCCAUGACGCGGCCGGGCUCCCCGCCGGCACACGCGGCUGGGCCCGCGGACUCCGCCAAGGGCCAGCCAGACCUCAGCCCAGGCUCAGCGGGCGACCAGAAGGUGGUGCUGCUGCCCUGCAAGAGCGCGCCCAGCCGGGAGAGGGUGCAGCUGUGGCUGCAGGCCCGGCGGGAGUUCGAGCGUCCGCAGAGGGAGCGGGCGGGCAGGGGCGCCGAGGACAGGGGCCGGUUUGACUGGGACAGGCGUCAGGGCCAGGGUGGGGCCGGGGCCGGGGUGGAAAAAUCAGAAACGGUAUGUCGUAGGUUCGAAAAUGCCAAACAGGACCUUAAUCACAGGGGGCAGGAUGUCUCCCCUGAGGAGGGGGCUGAGUCUCCGAGCUGCCCGGGGGAGAUGAGAUCCAUACACGAUGUUGACACCAGCACGGUAGAGGAAGAGGAGGAGGGGGAAGAUGAAGAGUACUGCAUUAAAUCCGACUCCCCGGACUCCCCGGUGUUGCCGCCCUGGCAGAAAUCUGUUUGGCGCAGCCCUUCCGGGGAAGAGAGGGAGGCGAAAGCUGCAGCUGUGGAGCUGCUGUCUCCCAGCCUCGCUAGUCCCAUCGACCCAUCCUGCCCGUCACCGGAAACAAGGCGGGGCAAGGAAUUCCUCAGCCCCUCCCCCUUCUCCCUUACUGGCCACACCAGUGAGAAGCCCCACCCCUUCCACCACAGCACCCCUGUCACCAGAAGGCGGAAAAGCAAAGGGGAACCGGAGCCCAUCUGCAGCCCUCCCGUGGCGGAAGACGGGGAGUCCAGGUCUCCGAGAGCGCAGCAGAGGAGAGGGGCUCAUGCGGAUGCGCUGAGGAGAGUGCUCCUAACCACGCAGAUGAAGAACCAGUUUGCUGCUUUGAACACCUCGCGGAAAGACAACUCGCAGAUUGAAGGCCCGUCCAUCACCAACUCGUACGGCUUCAAAGUCAGCAUGCAGAACCUUCAGGACGCUAAAGCACUGCACGAGGUGCAGUACCUGACCCUGAUGAGCAUGGAGCUCCACGCGAGAACCCGCCGAGACCUGGAGCCCGACCCGGAGUUUGACCCCAUAUGUGCCUUAUUCUACUGCUUCACCUCUGACGCGCCGCUGUCCGACUCCGACAAGUCCCAGCUGACCGGCGCCGUCGUGGUGGACAAGGACUGCCACAGCUCGGGCAAAGGUUCCAGAAGUACAGCGCCCCUGCUGGUGAGAUCUGGAAUUUCUGGUCUGAAAGUCACCUAUACGGUCGAUGAGAAGGAGCUCUUUCAAGAAGUUACCAACAUAAUGAGGAAGUUCGACCCGGACAUCCUGAUUGGGUAUGAGGUCCAGAUGCGGUCCUGGGGCUACCUCCUGCAGCGGGCGUCUGCGCUGGGUGUGGACCUCUGCCAGCAGCUGUCGCGGGUGCCAGGCGACUCGAAGGAGAACCGCUUCGCCACCGAGCGGGAUGAGUACGGAGCCGACACCAUGUCCGAGAUCAACAUCAUCGGUCGCAUCGUGCUCAACCUGUGGAGGGUGAUGAAGACUGAGGUGACGUUGAAUAACUACAGCUUCGAGAACGUGGCCUUCCAUGUCCUCCACCAGAGGUUCCCUCUCUACAGCCCUCGAACCCUCUCCGACUGGUUCGACCACCACAGCGACCUGUACAGGUGGAAGGUGGUGGAUCACUACGUCAGCCGGGUCUGCGGCACCAUGCAGCUGCUCCAGCAGCAUGACAUCGUGGGCAAAACCAGCGAGCUGGCCCGGGUCUUUGGGAUCCAGUUCUUCCACGUGCUGACCAGAGGGGCCCAGUAUCGUGUGGAGUCCAUGAUGCUGCGGGUGGCCAAGCCCAUGAACUACAUCGCGGUGACGCCCAGCAUACAGCAGCGAGCCCAGCAGAGGGCGCCGCAGUGCAUCCCGCUGGUCAUGGAGCCCGAGUCGCGCUUCUACAGCAACUCCGUGGUGGUGCUGGACUUCCAGUCGCUCUACCCCUCCAUCGUCAUCGCCUACAACUACUGCUUCUCCACCUGCCUGGGUCACGUGGAGAGUCUGGGAACACCCGAUGAGUUCAAGUUCGGCUGCACUUCUCUGAGGGUGCCCCCUGACCUCCUGUACCAGCUCCGCAAUGACAUCACUGUGUCGCCUAACGGCAUUGCCUUCGUCAAGUCGUCCGUGCGGAAAGGGGUCCUGCCCAGCAUGCUGGAGGAGAUCCUGAAGACCAGGAUCAUGGUCAAGCAGUCGAUGAAGGCCUACAAGCACGACAAGACCCUCAUGCGCCUGCUGGAGGCCAGGCAGCUGGGGCUCAAGCUCAUCGCCAACGUCACCUUCGGGUACACGGCUGCCAGCUACUCCGGCCGCAUGCCCAGCGUAGAGGUGGGUGACAGCAUCGUCCACAAAGCCAGGGAGACCCUGGAGAGAGCCAUCAAGCUGGUAAACGACACCAAGAAGUGGGGCGCUCACGUCGUGUACGGAGACACGGACAGCAUGUUCGUCCUGCUGAAGGGAGCCACCAAAGAGCAGGCCUUCAAGAUCGGGAACGAGAUUGCCGAUGCGGUGACCGCCACCAACCCCAAGCCCGUCAAGCUCAAGUUUGAGAAGGUGUAUCUGCCCUGCGUCCUGCAGACGAAGAAGCGCUACGUGGGCUACAUGUACGAGAGCCUGGACCAGAAGGAUCCUGUGUUUGAUGCCAAAGGGAUCGAGACAGUGCGCAGAGACGGCUGCCCUGCUGUUUCCAAGAUCCUGGAGCGCUCCAUCAAACUUCUGUUCGAGACGCGAGACGUCAGCCAGGUCAAGCAGUACGUGCAGAAGCAGUGUGUGAAGAUCCUAGAGGCCAAGGCCAGCAUGCAGGACCUCACCUUCGCCAAGGAGUACCGGGGCAGCGGUUCCUACAGACCCGGGGCCUGCGUGCCCGCCCUGGAGCUCACCAGGAGGAUGCUGGCGUACGACCGGCGGCUGGAGCCACGGGUGGGCGAGAGGGUGCCCUACGUCAUCGUGUACGGGAGGCCCGGGGUGCCCCUGAUCCAGCUGGUGCGGCGCCCCAUGGAGGUGCUCCAGGACCCCAGCCUCCGGCUCAACGCCACCUACUACAUCACCAAGCAGAUCCUGCCUCCUCUCGGCCGGGUCUUCACCCUCAUCGGGGUGGACGUCUUCAGCUGGUACCAGGAGCUGCCCAGGAUCCAGAAGGCGUGCUCGGUGGCGGGCGGGGGCGAGGAGGCCGGGAGGAAGGGCACCAUCUCGCAGUACUUCACCACGUUGCACUGCCCCGUGUGUGACGAGCUGACCCAGCUGGGUGUGUGCGGGCGGUGCCGAGCGGAGCCCCAGCGCGUGGCCGUCACCCUGCAGCAGGAGAUCCGGCAGUGGGAGGCACAGCAGGAGCAGCUCCUCAAGAUCUGCAGGAGCUGCAGCGGCGGUGCGGAGCGUCAGGUUCCCUGCGUCUCACUCGACUGCCCCGUCCUCUACAAGCUGUCCCGGGUCACCCGCCAGCUGUCCAAGGGCCCGUACCUCCGGCAGCUCCUGGAGCAGUUCUGACCCAUCCCGACCCAUCUUGCACGCACAGCAACAUUGGUGCUAAAUGCUGUUUUUGUGUUUUGGUUUUUUUUUUUUUUUUUAAUUCAGCUGCUUUCGUGUGUCAUUUCCUUUUUAAAUGGUGCUUUGAUUAUACCCCAUCGGUUUGCAAUUUGUCACACGAGUAUUCGAGCAAGCUGCAGGAUGCUGGACUUGGCCUUGCAGUGAAGAGGAGGGAGGCUGUGUUUUUCCCCCCCGGCUUGUGUUGCCCCCCCCCCCAUCUUACAUCACUGCGUUGUUAUUAGCUGCUAUUGGUUGUCAGUGAAGCUGCGUUUUCAUCAGACAAUGAGCUCACAGACCGUCGGGUCUGCACCGUCAAAGAGGAUUCUUCAACAACAACUCAUUUCAUAAGCGCUGUACCAUUUUGAAAUGCGGGACUUUGAAGUCUUGAACGUUCUUUCUAAGGAGCUCCCUCUGACUCUAAGGUAGACGAAUUAAACCACUGUUUAAAUUCAAAUUUUUUUAUAUUAAAAUAAAGCUCUUUUGUAAAUAGAAAUCCUUUCCUUGUAAAGUGGCCACUCAAUGUGCACCGGCAUUUA
Megalops cyprinoides (Indo-Pacific tarpon) is the source of this 10729-nucleotide messenger RNA. RefSeq names its product REV3 like, DNA directed polymerase zeta catalytic subunit (gene rev3l). NCBI's taxonomy places the organism in Eukaryota, Metazoa, Chordata, Actinopteri, Elopiformes, Megalopidae. Gene Ontology annotation, cellular component: zeta DNA polymerase complex; nucleus. The transcript is spliced from 32 exons. Gene Ontology annotation, biological process: error-prone translesion synthesis; double-strand break repair via homologous recombination. The coding region runs from base 762 to 10154 and encodes 3130 amino acids. The record is from RefSeq and is a predicted model, not a curated record. Gene Ontology annotation, molecular function: DNA-directed DNA polymerase activity; nucleotide binding; DNA binding.